AUGCCGGGACCAGGUCAAGACUUUUUUCACCCCAAUAUCAAUAAGACCUGUACUUUUGAUUUUGAAGAAUAUAUUAAAACUGAGUUAGGUUUGGGAGCCACAAAUGAGUCAGACAUAAUUUGUCAAGAUUUUUUAAAGGGAACAUGUACGAAAGGUGCAAAAUGUGAUUUCAAACAUACCACUAAUUUUAGGGAAAAGGCGGUAGUUUGUAAACAUUGGUUACGUGGACUUUGUAAGAAAGGAGAUCAAUGUGAAUUCUUACAUGAAUUUAAUAUGAGGAAAAUGCCCGAAUGUUGGUUUUAUUCGAGAUACGGAGAAUGUAGUAAUGAAGAUUGUAUGUAUUUACAUAUUGAUCCUGAAAGCAAAGUAAAAGAAUGUGCUUGGUAUGCGAGAGGAUUUUGUAAACAUGGACCUCAUUGUAGACACAAGCACGUUAGGAAAGUUGUUUGUCAGCUGUAUUUAAGUGGAUUUUGUCCCAAAGGAUCAGAUUGUCCAAAUGGACAUCCAAAAUAUGAAUUACCCAAUGCUCAACGUGAUCAUGAAGGUCAAGAUGAAGAAAUGCAUCAUAGAAUUCAUGGAGGAGAAAAUGAGGAGGGUCAACAACGUACAGGGGGAAAUUAUCAUAAUUAUCGUUCACUAUCGGAAGUUACAUGUUUUAAGUGUGGUGAAAAGGGACAUUUUGCUAAUCGUUGUCCUAGUAAUCAAGGAAAACGAUACUAA
Molecule: messenger RNA, 720 nt
Organism: Diversispora eburnea
Lineage: Eukaryota; Fungi; Glomeromycota; Glomeromycetes; Diversisporales; Diversisporaceae
Source: the annotation of a GenBank genome assembly